Molecule: messenger RNA, 1438 nt
Organism: Sinocyclocheilus grahami
Lineage: Eukaryota; Metazoa; Chordata; Actinopteri; Cypriniformes; Cyprinidae
Product: complement component C1q receptor-like
Exons: 1
Molecular function (GO): calcium ion binding
Source: RefSeq, a predicted model, not a curated record
UCCUUCUCCAGCCUCAGAGGUGAACUGAAUAUUUUCUCAUCAAAGCGAGUAGUAUUUUAUUAUUGAUGGUACUGACGGGAUGAUGCGCGUACUGAUUCUGAUGUUAUCCUGUUUUGUCUCUGGCGGGACCGAUCGAGUGAGCACAACAUGCACCCCUGAGGCUUGCCUAACGUUGCAUUUGAAGGAAAAACUUUUUGAAAAAGCUUCAGAAGACUGUAUCAAUAAUGGCGGCAAUUUGGUUACUAUGAGAAAUGAAAAUGAACUUCAGAGCAUCAAAUCGGUUCUUUUAGCAGCAGGAGAAUACAACCUCCUUAACUCUAAACUUUGGAUCGGGCUUGCGCUACAGAAAAGAAUCUGCACCGAUUUCACUGAGAAGUUAAACGGCUUCAGAUGGACGUCAGCGCCAACCGAUUCCAAAUAUUCCAACUGGAAAAAGAAACCUUUCAGCACGUGCACGGAGAAAAGGUGUGUGUCGAUUUCACUGGUAGAUGAUCUCAAGUGGUCCGAUGGCUCAUGUAGAGACAGCGCAUUUUAUAUGUGCAAAUUUCUCUUCAAAGGAAUGUGCAAACCAAUUCUGUUGGAAGAACCAGGUGGUGUCAAAUAUAACGUUCCGUUCUUAUUUAAACCACUAACUCCAAAUGAAAGGUUGGCGAUGUUACCACAUGGGACAUUGGCUGAAAUACAAUGCGGCGGCUCGGAAGAUGCAAACACGUUUGUCUCAAUUUGUGGCAACAAUAACGCUCUUUUUGGCUGGACAACUGAGCGUUUUUGCACACGAAAUGAAAGUUGCAAACGCAAAAACGGAGGCUGUGAUCACCAUUGUUUUGAGACCGCAGGAGCAGGUGUUCGUUGUGAAUGUCGUGAAGGCUAUUACCUCAAGGAUGAUAAAGUGAGUUGUGCUCUCAGAAAUAACUGCGAAAAUUCACCUUGCGAAUCAGAGUGUACACCAACUGCCACUGGGUUUUCAUGCGCAUGCGCGGAGGGAUUUCAUUUGGCUGAAGACAACGUCAGUUGCGUUGAUAUCGAUGAAUGUCAGCAACGUACCUGCGGUGAACACCGGUGUCAAAACGCGCCGGGAAGCUAUUUUUGUGAGUGUAAACCCGGUUUCAGGCUUGUUGCUGGCAAAUGUGAAGACGUGGACGAAUGCACCGAAUUCAGUUCGCUUGUUCAGUUCAGUUGUCAACAGGGCUGUCUCAAUUCACAGGGUUCAUUCUCUUGUUACUGCCACGCAGGUUACAGUUCACCAUCAAACGAUAGCAGGAAAUGUAUAGAUAUCGAUGAAUGUGUCAGUAGACCGUGUGAAGACAUCUGCCUCAAUACCUUGGGUAGUUUCAAAUGCUCUUGUAGGGAAAACUUCAUUUUGGCUAAAAAUGGCAUCAGCUGCGUCCCGGAUCCCACGGAGAAAAUACAAAUCACUCAAUCUCCAGAUCGUAGAGGA